This is a messenger RNA of Yamadazyma tenuis ATCC 10573, 1590 nucleotides long. The record is from RefSeq and is a predicted model, not a curated record. Lineage: Eukaryota; Fungi; Ascomycota; Pichiomycetes; Serinales; Debaryomycetaceae.
CUCUGAAUUUAUCACCAGUAUGUCGUUCUUCUCAUACAAAGACGUUAUAGAAGAGGGUGACCUUGUACUCGCCUUUAUAAGCCGGACUGAUACAAAGCCCAUCACUGUCACCAAAGGCCAGAUCCUCAACACCAGGUUUGGUCACUUUAAGCAUGAGGAUAUGGUGGGUCUCAAGUAUGGAGAACAAAUGGAAGGUGCUAAAGGAUAUGGAUUCAUACACCUUCUUCAUCCCACGCCCGAACUUUGGACGCUAUCACUCCCCCACAGAACCCAGAUAGUAUACACACACGACUCCGCCUACAUUAUGCAAAGGUUAAAUGUAAUUUCUGGUACUAGAGUUAUAGAAGCUGGUACUGGCUCUGCUUCUUUCACUCAUUCAUUCGCCAGAACCGUUGGGGCAGCCGGAAGAGUUUUCACAUACGAGUUCCAUGAGCCUAGAUAUAUUGAGGCCAAGAAAGAAUUGGAAGAACAUGGACUUACCACAAACACAUUGAUUACUCAUCGUGAUGUUUGUGAAGGUGGGUUUGAGAUUGCAAACAUUCCAGCAAACUUUGUACUGAAAAAUGGAGGAAUUGACGCCGAUAUGGUAUUCUUGGACUUGCCAUCUCCGUGGACAGCCAUAACCCAACUUGAUCUGGUAAUGAGCAAGACUUCUAAAGUUGGAGUAUGUUGUUUUUCACCUUGUAUCGAGCAGGUGCAAAAGACUGUGGAAGCAUUACAGGAGCAUGGUUGGAUCAAUAUUGAACUUGUAGAGGUUUCUGGAAGACGGUGGGAGGCUCGUAAAGACAUGAUCCGGGAUAUGGGAGACGUGGUGAAAAGGUUAAAGGAUAUUCAGUCAAGAAGAGGUAAGGGCAUUGAGACCAGAAAAAGAGGUUAUUUGGCCAACGGAAAAAGACAAUUGGAAGAGGAAACCGACGACAGUGACUCGGGCGUCAAUAAGCUUCCGAAUACUGGAAAAGGAUUCAAUCCUUUUGGCAGAGGUGAACGGGUCAAGGAAGGUGAUGCUAACUAUACGUGGAGAAAUGUUACCAAGGUGGAAAGCGAGAUUAAGACUCACACAUCAUACUUGACGUUUGCCAUCCGGUUGCCUUGCUAGGUAGUUUUGUUCAUGUCCGAAGAAGUAGAGUUUAUAAGACGUGGUCGAUAAUGUCACAUUUAACAAAUGCGGUGUAGCACUGGUGUAGGAACCAGGAUUCAUUCCAAUUCCUGCUUUGAGCAAUUACCCAUUCACUCUCAUACCCCAGAUUCCCUACCACUGUACUGAUGUUGACGAUAUUAGAUGAUAUAGAGUAUAUGAGCCCAACUUUGUACGUGUGAUCAAGCCCAUAAAUGUGGUAUCUUGGUGGUUCUCUAUCAAGGUCUCGGUGGGCAUUGGCCAUGCAGCUCCCGCGCACACAUCCAAAUAAUUUGCAACCACAAACAUAUACACUUUCCAACAAACCUUCUUGUAAAAUGGAACACACCCAGAAAGACAGAACAGCUCCCCACCCAAUUAGAGGUACAUUUCGUGUGAAUAAGUCCGGUAGGCUCCUCUCGGGGUCGUUCGUUUACUCCAUACCAGGCCCAUUCCAACCAACAGAUAAACUUAAA